Molecule: messenger RNA, 939 nt
Organism: Alternaria incomplexa
Lineage: Eukaryota; Fungi; Ascomycota; Dothideomycetes; Pleosporales; Pleosporaceae
Exons: 2
Coding region: 1-939 (312 amino acids)
Source: RefSeq, a predicted model, not a curated record
AUGCCUUAUAUACCACAUUCUACUACUUUCACAACACGCGCCUUUCGCUACAUCUUCAGCGCAACGAUAUUUACUACGUGCACAGAAUUAGACAUGGCUUUCGUACAUCCCGACCGUGCGAAGAAUGUAGGAGACGCAAGGGCGCAGGCUGGACGCGCUACCUCAGUCAGAGGACGUGCUGGAGACUUGGCACCUGCACAAGGAAGAAACAGGAGGAGGAAGUGGGAAGACACUCGAGAUGAGCAGUAUUCAAUGGCUCAGGGCGAGGUCCAGGCACCGGACGAGUAUGACAAGACUUCAGGAAAUCGACCCGGUAACCGAAGGCCCGAGCAUGCACAAGGGCCAGGAAAGAAGGCGAAAUUCGAGCAUACCCGCCCGCCGCGUCCGAACUCCUUCGAUGCUGAUCGCAGCAAACGACCGAACGUUGAAGCAUCAGUACCACCCAAAAAGAGUGACCCUCGAAGGAAAGAUCCCGGGCGGCGCAGUCACCAACUAGAUAAGGCACUUCAACUCGCCCCGAAAUAUCCUGACCUCCAAGAUAUCGACGCAUGGCGAAAACUAGCUCAGAAGAACGAGCGGAGUUGGCAAGCAGAGGAUGCUUUUGUAUAUCGGCAUCUGCGUUUCGACCAGUGUCCUAAAGGGCUGGCGUUCAAAGAGUGGAAGAUCAGAGUGCAUCGAGAGAUGGAGGGGUUGGGCUUGGAACAUCCAUUUAUAGGGCCGCAUACCAAGCAGACACCUGAGGAUGAGGUCAAGACAGAGACUGUAGCUGAGGUGACGGAAGCGACGGUUGUGACAGCGCAGAAAGAAGAGGAAAGCAAAAGACGUAUGGAAAUGGAGAGGAUGAUUGCGGAUGAUGGGUUUGACAUUGAUAUCUACGGCGACGAAGAGACGCGGAGGAAGUAUGAGCCGUGGAUCAGGAGUCGUAUGGAUCGAGCAUAG